Seminavis robusta is the source of this 1319-nucleotide messenger RNA. The record is from the annotation of a GenBank genome assembly. NCBI's taxonomy places the organism in Eukaryota, Bacillariophyta, Bacillariophyceae, Naviculales, Naviculaceae.
UGACCGUUUCAUUUCUUUCUCUCGCCUCUGACUCAAACACGCUUUCUCCCUUUUCCAUCUUAUUCUGUUCCUUCGCUCGGGCUGAGGCAAUCGCUCUCUGCUAUAACAGACUUGCUCAGUCAUCUCCUCCAUAACACACAAGCAGACCUCCUCUGUACAUCCAUCUAUACUGAAGGAAAAAGAAAGAAGAAGAAAACCAUGAUGCAGUGGGUACAUGUACUGCUGUCACUCGUGUCGUCUCUGCUCUUGCUAACAGGGUCGACCACCAAUGCGUUUUCCACUCCUGCUGUUACUACUACUACUACUAAAAGUACAGAUCGUUUGACCUUUCCCAAUUUGGAUGCCUCCUUGUUCCGUCAUCCUUUGGAUCGAAACUUGACCGGGCUCGUCACAAAAUUGCCAGGAAUUCAAAUUGCCGAACAAGGCAUUCGCCGCACAUUUCCAUUGGUCGAACAAACCGUCCGGUUGGAUCUCCUCUCGUCGGCCGUCAAGGUAUCGCCUCAACAAUUGCCACACAUUUACGACCUACUCGUCGAAGCUUGCGAAAUUCUCGAUCUUACGGACACUCACAAUAAUUGCAGUAUUCCCGAACUCUACGUGCAAUCCAAUACGCAAGCCAAUGCCUACACAUUGGCGUGGCAAGGCAGCAGCACACCCAUCCUAGUCGUCACGUCGGCAUUGUUGGAUCGCUGUACUCCCGCCGAAUUGCAGGCGGUCAUUGGUCAUGAAUUGGGACAUGUCAAGUGCGAGCAUUCUCUGUAUUUGACAUUGGGAGGACUCGCAUCGGCACCGCUCCGCACUCUCCCGUUUGCCGGCCAAAAAAUCGACCAGGCACUGACACAAUGGCGAUUGGCGGCCGAAUACACGUGCGAUCGGGCCGCAUUGAUGGUGGCACAAGAUGUGCACGUCGUUCAAAGUGCCCUCCUGAAACUCGUGUCGGGGACAUCCAAUGUGAAUGUUCAAGAAUUUGUUCAGCAAUGUCAAGAAUACAAUACGCUCCUUAAAAGUGCCAAUCCGUUGGUCCGGGCGUCCAUUCGACGACAAGUACGGACGCAUCCCUUGCCCGUACGACGUGUCGCCAAAUUGCAAGAAUGGGCCCAGUCGGACGAGUACAACCAGUUGUUGCGUGAGAAUGGAGUGGCGAUUGUCAAAAUGAAAACAGGAGAGGAGCCAAAGGAAACACAACUGGCCACGGAAGAAGAAGAAGAGCAAGAUCAAGAAGCGAAGGAGGAUUUGGACCAAUGAUCAUGCAUACACUAGUAGUGUAAGUUUCGAAAUGUUAGAUCUAUAGAUAGAAAAAGCAACCCAGAUCACGAUGG